AUGUUUAGAAAGAAACCGGCUCAGGUUACAUUGGAAGAGCUAGAACAAACAUACAAUGAUUGUUGCAGCGAAACGAUAAAGAAUCUAACAUUGGAAGAGGAAAAUAAUGUUGACGAGGCAUUGAAAGGAUGGAAAAGUCUACAUACAACUUUGCUUUACAAGUUGGAUCUAUUCGACAAGUAUAGUGCCAAGUUGGAGCCGCAGGAAAAGACAAUAUUAGACAGCCUAAAGAGUAUACGUGACGAAAAUGUCAAGCAUUUGAUAAGGGUGCAGCUCAGGCUAGAUGAAAAGAACAGAAGGUUGAAACGCGAGGCAAGUGGAGCACCACCACCGCCACCUUCAAGACACACUAGGGAUAAAACAGUUCCUUCAUUGAGGAUUAACCUGUCCUCGAGUUCUUUUGGAAGUUCGUCGUCACCUUCGCUGAGGCCAAUGAUGAAGUCGUUGCGUCCACAUCCCAAUGGAGGAUCAAGUAAGGCUCCAAGCACCAGAUUAGCCAACGAAUCUGUCCAGCAAGCUUCUCAAGCAGCAUCAAAGUCUUGGCAAAAGCCACCCAAGUAUAAAUUUGAAAUGUCAUCUGCACCAAAAGUUGAAAUUUCAAGCUACUUUGCCGAUUUUGACCAAGAUACAUACACCACGAAAGGUGGUGACAACUGGGAAAAAGUUGACUCAUCCAGAUCGUCAUCAGGAUUAUCAGAAAAGUCUGACGAACCCAAUUUAAUAGAUAUGGAUGAUGGUACUGACUCAAAGAAUAUAUACCGGUCCAUGGAUGAUUUAACAAUAAAAAUGGUUUCCGAUAGUCCUCCAAAAGGUUCGCAAACAAAGAUUCAAAAAGGUGCAUCCCCAGUCGAACAUAUUUCAAAAAGCACUACCGAUGUUCGUCCCAAGGCCAAAGGACCCUACGUUUACAACAAACCUAAACCACUCAAUUUACACAAGUUGAUGCAGCAGCUGAAGAAACCGACUCCAGUGCCCACACCUGCCAGCAAGCCGAAAUCGACAAUUACCUACAAUUACGUUAAACCCAAAACCACCCAGGUCAAAACCAGACCAGCAGCAACUAAUGGAUCAGCUAAUGGCGCAACCAAGAAAGCUACACCCAAGAAACCAGAGCCUGAAGAGGAGAAGGAAUCGAUAAAUAGUCCAACUAUGGAUGAUUUAUUAAGUGGUUACGACGGAGAUAAAUUUGAACCGUCAGAUCCAGUAUAUGCAUUGACGACGGAGAAGGAACAGGAUGCUUUGAUUGCUUCGGUUCGUGGUAUUGACCCACUUGCAGCUAAAAACAUUUUGAAUGAUGUUGUUGUACGUGGUGACGAGGUUUACUGGGACGAUAUAGUUGGAUUGGAAGGCGCCAAAAGCUCAUUAAAGGAAGCUGUGGUAUAUCCGUUUUUGCGUCCCGAUUUGUUUAAAGGAUUGAGAGAACCAACAAGGGGGAUGUUGCUUUUUGGUCCCCCGGGAACCGGGAAAACAAUGUUGGCGAGAGCUGUUGCCACGGAAUCGCAGUCUACAUUUUUCAGCAUCAGCUCUUCUUCAUUAACGUCAAAAUAUUUGGGUGAGUCAGAGAAACUAGUCAAGGCGUUAUUCUUAUUGGCACGCAAGUUAGCACCCUCGAUUGUGUUUAUGGAUGAGAUCGAUUCGAUCUUGUCUUCAAGGUCAGAAGGUGAAAAUGAGAGUACAAGACGUAUCAAGAAUGAAUUUCUUGUGCAAUGGUCAGAACUUUCUAGUGCUGCUGCUGGCCGUGAGUCAAAUGAAGACGUGUCACGCGUCCUUAUUCUCGGAGCCACCAACUUGCCAUGGUCUAUUGAUGAAGCAGCCAGGAGAAGAUUUGUGCGUCGACAAUAUAUCCCGUUGCCUGAACCUGAGGCGAGAAAGUUUCAAAUUAUGAAGUUAUUGCAAUAUCAAAAGCAUACCUUAUCAGAUGAGGAUUACGACAAGUUGAUUGAAUUGACUGAUGGAUUUAGUGGUAGUGAUAUAACAGCACUAGCCAAGGACUCUGCCAUGGGCCCCUUGAGAUCUUUAGGAGAUAAGUUAUUGCUGACUCCUACUGAUCAAAUUAGACCUAUUAGUUUGGAGGAUUUCGAAAACAGUUUAAAGUAUAUUCGACCUAGUGUAUCGAAGGAAGGGCUUCAAGAGUACGAGGAUUGGGCAACAAAGUUUGGAUCAAGUGGGGCAUAA
This is a messenger RNA of Lodderomyces margitis, 2175 nucleotides long. RefSeq names its product putative AAA family ATPase (gene YTA6). The record is from RefSeq and is a predicted model, not a curated record. NCBI's taxonomy places the organism in Eukaryota, Fungi, Ascomycota, Pichiomycetes, Serinales, Debaryomycetaceae. The transcript has a single exon. Gene Ontology annotation, molecular function: ATP hydrolysis activity; ATP binding. The coding region runs from base 1 to 2175 and encodes 724 amino acids.